Molecule: messenger RNA, 1883 nt
Organism: Macroventuria anomochaeta
Lineage: Eukaryota; Fungi; Ascomycota; Dothideomycetes; Pleosporales; Didymellaceae
Exons: 2
Coding region: 180-1844 (554 amino acids)
Source: RefSeq, a predicted model, not a curated record
CCCGGGAAUAGGCCGUGCCCAGGGUUUUGAAGCACGGCUUUGAAGCAAGAAGCAUUAGUUUCUAUAAAAUCGAGAACUAGGUAGUCGUUCGGCUUGAUUGCAGCUUUCUCAGUUUCGCGAGAGACCCCCUCUUGUCCUACGAUCGGAACACAGCACAGCCGCCAGACUACUAUUCGGCCAUGGCGGAAAUAAUUGGCAUAGCAUCUGGCAUGUUUGCCGCGGGCCAGGCUCUCAAUAUCUUUGCAGGCCAAAUACGACAAUGGAGAGAUCUUUCUGAUCGACUUCUCGACCUGAAUCAAGGAUUGAUCGUUUCCAAACAUGUCUUCGAAAGGUGGCAGCACAAGUGGGAGGUCAACGAACGCCAACCGAAUGUCUACCUGCGAGCUCUCUUCGGGCACGAAGGCUGUCAAAACAUACGACUUACUCUGUCAAACAUCCUGAAGAUCUCGAUGUCUUUGCAAGACGAUGUCGACGAGGUUAUCGGUGGUGCCUUGCGGUUUCAACCAAGCAGAUCAAGCCAGAGCAGACUCAUAGAUGAGAGAAUUAUCGAAGAGUGUCUGCAGAGGAUCCGUUGCAGAACAUCGUGGAAGCACAAAUUUGUCUUGAGCGUCUUGGACCGAGCUGAGAACAUGGAAAAGAGUCUUCGACGACUGGAGGUCACUUUGAGGGCCCUAGAAAGUCAUACCAACUACUACCUUGAGAGAGAACACCCGGAUAUUUUCUCGGAGAUCAGACGCUUACCUGGGCGCAAGUUCAUCCUGAGGCUUGGGGACGAGAGGGCAGCUGCUGUGAAAGGGAAGGUAUCUGAAACACUCGCCGCGCAACAAGAUGCAGAACUGCUCCAUCGCGCAUCGGAUACAGGCAACAAGAUUCAUAUUGGCCUUUCUGUACCACGGAUACACCGAAAAGAUUUCGCUUUUCUUUUACCCUUGGGCAGCAAAACACACGAAUUUCUUGUCCGACCUGUCAGGAUUACGGCUACCAAGCCCGUACCGCGCCAGCUGGCUUCUGCUGUCCCCAAGUUGACUCGGACACGAAACGAGUAUGAACCAUGCGUGGUGAAGCCCUCCAGCAGUACCGAUGGCUUCGAACUCACUAUACCGCCCGUCCCGCUACUCAGCGCACUUGAGUUCAAAGACCCGCUGUCCACCAUGUUCUCCAACCAAAACGCCCGCUUAGACUCACAAACUCUGUACCAGCAGGACCAAAAUGCCCUCGCAAGCGGAAUUGCCCAAAGCUGCCUUCGCCUAAUCGGGAGCCAGUGGCUACGGUUUCUCGACAGCCAGAAUGUGCGUUGGCGCCGAACCCUCGAUGGGCAGUGGAUCAGUAUGCUCACUGCAACACCCGGGGAUGAUUCAACAACUCGCUCGCUGGAAGGUUGUCUCAAAGCCAACCGGGACCGAUACCGAGGACCUCGUGACUUGUCAACACAUGCGCACAUAUUCCGCAUCGGUCUUGUCAUCACAGAGCUCUGCCUGAAGACUGCAAUCUCAUACAUCGACUUCGACCCCAGAACCGACAGCAUCAAAAUCCACAUGGACGACGAACGAGGUAUUACGCGCGAACGUGACGCCCACGACAUCGCGGCUGAUGUGGACAUGGUGUGCAACCCGUACUUAGGUGACAUGGUAUUCUUCUGUCUGAGUGCGCUGCAAGACAAAGAUCGACUGAACGAUAGGGAUAUUCAGGGAGUUUACCUCAAUAUCGUAGUGAGGAAUGCGGAGGAUCUGGAUAGGCUCAUCAAAGCACCUAGGAGGCGAGGUCCAAGGGGCGUCAAUAGUUCGAGUGAAAGUAGCGCAGGGGGUUCGCCGCGAAGUGCGGGCUUCUCGGGGUAUACUAGGUAGAGGUUUUGUAGGCUAUGUUGUAUCAUCUUUGUUGCAUCG